Messenger RNA from Symbiodinium sp. CCMP2592, 735 nucleotides. The record is from the annotation of a GenBank genome assembly. NCBI's taxonomy places the organism in Eukaryota, Dinophyceae, Suessiales, Symbiodiniaceae.
AUGAGGAAGUUCGUGGAGGGCGUUUCUGGCAAUCUGGAGAUCACAGCACAGCCAGGCUUCAGCAAGCCGGCUGCACAAACAAAGCCAAAGCCUUCAGAAGCGCGGCGGCCCUCACUGCCCUUCGAGCCUGCUGCACGCAGCACCAAAACUGCCGGCAAGGCCCUUGGGGGACUUGGAGGAGUGGACUUGGCCGCGGCCCCGGCGCCGGGCCAACCGACGAAGCUGCGCACGGGCACGAGUGCGGUGCUGCUUCACUACGACAAGCCUUCUGGUCUGCUGUUUCAGAUGCCGUCUUCCCAUGGCCGCGACAUGGCCUUCACCGCCACAGAGAUCGGAACCACCCUGGAAUGGGCGCGAAGAAAUCCACGGCGGGCCGGGCAGGUUGCCUUUAGCCUGGACCCCGUGGAUCCGAAGCGCUGGCAGGAGCGCGGGGACUCUGUUGACGGCCUCUUUCAGCGGAAGUGGUACUCCGACACAACCUUGCGGGAAAUGCCCCUGGGUUAUUGGAUGUGGCGGGCGGACUGGAAGCUGAAGCAGCUUUCUCAAGGUAUGUUCUACGAUGAUGCCACAGGCCGCAGACGUGCUCUGAGACGUGGAGAAGACGUUCCGGCCGACUUUCCCGAGGUGUCACUGGUGGGGCCGGGGUUUGAUGUGUUUCCGGUGACGUCCCGAACCUCCUCGUCCCCCGAAGGCAAAUGUCAUGCAGCCAGAGGUGCUUAUGAUCAUGCAGGUUGA